This is a messenger RNA of Lipotes vexillifer (Yangtze River dolphin), 673 nucleotides long. Its product is annotated as lysine-specific demethylase 2B-like. The annotation marks the transcript as partial. The record is from RefSeq and is a predicted model, not a curated record. The transcript has 4 exons. Gene Ontology annotation, molecular function: protein binding. Lineage: Eukaryota; Metazoa; Chordata; Mammalia; Artiodactyla; Lipotidae.
GACUCGCUGCCCCUGGAUGAUGGGGCGGCCCACGUUAUGCACAGGGAGGUGUGGAUGGCCGUCUUCAGCUACCUCAGCCACCAAGACCUGUGUGUCUGCAUGCGGGUCUGCAGGACCUGGAACCGCUGGUGCUGUGAUAAGCGGUUAUGGACCCGCAUCGACCUGAACCACUGCAAGUCCAUCACACCCCUGAUGCUGAGCGGCAUCAUCCGGCGACAGCCUGUCUCCCUGGACCUCAGCUGGACCAACAUCUCCAAGAAACAGCUGAGCUGGCUCAUCAACCGCUUGCCUGGGCUCCGAGACUUGGUGCUGUCAGGCUGCUCAUGGAUCGCAGUCUCAGCCCUCUGUAGCUCCAGUUGUCCGUUGCUCCGGACCCUGGAUGUCCAGUGGGUAGAAGGACUAAAGGACGCCCAGAUGCGGGAUCUCCUGUCCCCGCCUACAGAUAACAGGCCAGGUCAGAUGGACAAUCGGAGUAAGCUCCGGAACAUUGUGGAGCUGCGUCUGGCCGGCCUGGACAUCACAGACGCCUCCCUGCGGCUUAUCAUUCGCCACAUGCCCCUGCUCUCCAAGCUCCACCUUAGUUACUGUAACCACGUGACUGACCAGUCCAUCAACCUGCUCACCGCUGUGGGCACCACCACCCGAGACUCCUUAACCGAAAUCAACCUGUCAG